This is a messenger RNA of Beta vulgaris subsp. vulgaris (sugar beet), 657 nucleotides long. RefSeq lists its product as uncharacterized. NCBI's taxonomy places the organism in Eukaryota, Viridiplantae, Streptophyta, Magnoliopsida, Caryophyllales, Amaranthaceae. The record is from RefSeq and is a predicted model, not a curated record. Gene Ontology annotation, molecular function: nucleic acid binding; RNA-DNA hybrid ribonuclease activity. The transcript has a single exon. Bases 1 to 657 code for a protein of 218 amino acids.
AUGACUAUCGCAUGGGCUAUCUGGUUUUGUAGGAAUAAAUAUGUCUAUGCUCAUGAAGAUCUUAAUGCACAAGGAAUGGUGGUUUCCUUCACUCAUAUGGUGGCUGAGUUUAUCACAUACAAACAAAAGGUGUCCUUUUCUCCCACCCAGUCUGGAACAAGUGUUUUAAAUGCUAAAUGGAAGCCUCCUCCUCAUGGUACAUUGAAAAUCAACAUUGAUGCUCAUGUAGUGGAAGGUAGAUAUGCAAAUGUGGGGGUGGUGGUUCGAAAUGCUGCUGGAACCAUCACGUUGGCUGCGGUUAAGCGACUGGAAGGAAGGUGGGAGGUUGCACUAGCUGAAGCCGCUGCUGCGCGCUAUGGAUUGAUGGUGGCUAGAAGGUAUGGGUUUGAGAGUAUAUGGCUCGAAGGUGAUGCUCUGGAGGUCGUGCAAGGAGUCCGAAAAGAGAUGGAGGGUUUUACUCCACUUCAUAUGCUUUAUGAUGAUAUUAGAUGGCUAUUACAUGCUUUCCGCAAUUUUAUGUUUUCUCAUGUUAAAAGGGCCGGGAAUACUGUAGCUCACUUAAUGGCUAGGAGAGAUACUAGUGAGAAUGCAGAAAUUAUUUGUAUGGAUCCGUUUCCCCAAAGUUUGAUCACUUUGGCGGAACUUGAUUUGCAUUAA